Molecule: messenger RNA, 576 nt
Organism: Rotaria sp. Silwood1
Lineage: Eukaryota; Metazoa; Rotifera; Eurotatoria; Philodinida; Philodinidae
Source: the annotation of a GenBank genome assembly
AUGGGUUUUUCUCAAUUUGAACUUAAUGAUUAUUUUACUGGUUCUGCUUUUUUAGCUUGGCUUCGCAUGGAUAAUCUUCAAAAAUAUGCUGGUCAUUCAUCAAACAGUUGGCAUCAAUUACAAUUUCAAUUUGUAAAACAGACUAUUCAACGAAUGACAGAUAUUGGAAUUACACCAGUAUUACCUGCUUUUACUGGUUUUAUGCCUCGAACAGCACCGUUACGUUUUCCUUCAGCAAAAUUUCAUUAUUCAUCAGAUUGGACAAUUAAUUUUUUCAAUUUAAUUUCUCAUUAUUAUGCUUGUGAUCUAUUUAAUGAAAUGACACCACCGAUUAGUGAUCUUGAGUAUUUGACUGAUGUUAAUGUAGGUAUAUUUCAAAUUAUGCAAACAGUUGAUUCAAAAGCUGUUUGGGUAAUGCAAGCUUGUUUAUUUCUUUCAAGUUUUUGGACAAUUGAUCGUGUAAGAAAUUAUCUUAGUAAAGUUCCAAUAGGUCGUUUAAUUCUUCUCGAUUUAUAUUCUGAAACUCUUUCACAAUAUUUACUUUUUGAAUCGUUUUAUGGACAUUAUUAUAUAUGA